Entrophospora sp. SA101 is the source of this 1062-nucleotide messenger RNA. Lineage: Eukaryota; Fungi; Glomeromycota; Glomeromycetes; Entrophosporales; Entrophosporaceae. The record is from the annotation of a GenBank genome assembly.
AUGGCAUCACUUUUUGAUUCGAACCUUUUUGGAGCUCUACAUCACCCAGACUACUGGAAUUGCAACCCAAAUUCAUGGGGGAGUUUGAGUGAUUGGGAUAUAUACUAUAUCAAUCAUACAUCUGGUAGCACAAAAAUGAAAGCACAUUGGUCACUUGGAUUGGAACUUAAAGUUCUUCUAAAAAGGCUUUCAAAAACAAGCCAUGGUUAUUAUAAGGUAAUUGAAUUACAAAAGUUAUUGAAGGAUUGUCAUAACAAUCCAGUGAAUAUUGAAUUGUGGCAAGAACACUCUACAAAAUUAGGAAGGCUAGCUGUUGAAAAUCGAAUAAACAAUCAUGAGAUCCUAACUGUUGGAAUACAUGCUGCAACUAUUGCAGUGGCAACUGAGUUUCCCAAAGAAAAAACCAAGGAAGAAAAAAUACAAGAGAAGUUCUGGACAGUAGACGAUUUUGAUGAUAACAAGGAGAAUGGCUAUGAGCCAGGUGACAUUGAUAUUGAAAGCUGGUAUGAACUUGACAAACAUCAGGACAAAGAUGUUGAUGUUAAUCAGGAAAUUAUGAGAAAAGACCAAGCUGGCAAAGUAAAUGAUGAUACUGAUGAAAAGAUUGUCACUACAUCAAACACAUCCUUAUGUAAUCCAACUGAUGAUGAUGAAUUCACUAUGCAAGACAAGGAAUUGUUUAUGCAACGAUUUGAGACCAUGAAAAAUGAGAAAAAAUGGAAGCUCAAGACAGGGAUAUAUGUGGAAGAUAUCUUGUAUGAUUUGGGAAAGAAAUCUAAAUUUCACAACCUCAUCCAUUCCUUUAUUGUUGAUCCUGAGGACAAAUUUCUGCAAUCAGGAUUUACCACUGAUGAACUUACAGAGAUCUGUGAAACAAUGACCAUGCAAGAAGCACCUCAAAUAAAAGAUGAACUAUUGGAAUAUAUUGAUACCUUUGCAAAGACCUCCACGAAAGACAUACGUGAAGCACUAUAUGCUUCUCACCCCAGACUUUGUCAUGAUUAUAAUCCUCUCGUCAAUUUCGCUUAUGAACAUGUGAGAACAACAGUUGCUGAUUGGUAA